Eupeodes corollae is the source of this 1218-nucleotide messenger RNA. RefSeq names its product type 1 phosphatidylinositol 4,5-bisphosphate 4-phosphatase. NCBI's taxonomy places the organism in Eukaryota, Metazoa, Arthropoda, Insecta, Diptera, Syrphidae. Gene Ontology annotation, molecular function: phosphatidylinositol-4,5-bisphosphate 4-phosphatase activity. The record is from RefSeq and is a predicted model, not a curated record. Bases 340 to 1113 code for a protein of 257 amino acids. Gene Ontology annotation, cellular component: lysosomal membrane; phagocytic vesicle membrane; late endosome membrane. Gene Ontology annotation, biological process: phosphatidylinositol dephosphorylation. The transcript is spliced from 6 exons.
UGACUCUUCAAUUUUCUGACAUUUGUUUACUUCGUUUUGUUCAUGUUGUUCUUGUUGGUACUUUUCGUGAUUCUCCUAUUUCGCAAGUAGUUUUUGGUGUUGAAAGCAUUGAUCAACAACAGCGGCAAGGGAAAAAAUAUACAUUCCAAUCUCUGGAUUAUCAUAGGGAGGAAACUUCAACAAAGAGGAAGAAACAGAAAGAAUAAGAAAAACCCUAUUCGCCAUUGUUACUGCAUUAAAAAAGAAAAUCUUUUCUUGUCCAUUCUCUUGGAAUUGAUAAUUAAAGCUCCUGAAAUCCAACUGAGCUGCAAUAAGUAACAAGGAAAAACAAGUAAAACCAUGGCAGACGACGAAUCCAAAGCACUUCUUCCCGGCGGUGGUGAGUACGACGAAGCUAAAAUGUACUCGGCUGCCGGCGAAGGCUCGGAGAAUCCUAGCACAGGAGGUGUAGCUCCAUCGGUGGUAUCAUCGAUUGGUCCAGAUGAAUUGCCCCCGCCAUACCAACAGGCGGCCAGUGGAGGUGUUCCAAUGGUCACAUGCCGGGUAUGUCAGAGUAUGAUUGACAUAACAACCAAACGAGAGCAGCAUGUUGUCAAAUGUGGUCAGUGUAAUGAAGCAACACCAAUUCGUAACGCUCCACCUGGUAAAAAAUAUGUACGCUGUCCAUGCAAUUGUUUGUUGAUUUGCAAGAGUUCAUCACAACGAAUUGCAUGCCCACGACCAAAUUGUAAGCGAAUAAUCAAUCUGGCACCAAGUCCAGUUACACCCCCUGUGCCUGCAAUGCCUGGCAUGUGUCGUGUCACUUGUGGCCAUUGUUCGGAUACGUUUUUGUUUAAUACAUUCACCAAUGCGUUGGCCCGUUGUCCCCAUUGCCGAAAAGUUUCAUCGGUUGGCUCAAAGUUUGCUCGUGGUCGUGGAAUAAUCUUUUCUGUGUUUGGUUUUGUGUUUCUUCUGAUCGCUAUUGGUGCCACAAUUGGAACAUAUUCAUAUGCCAAAGAACACGGAGGAGUUUUCGUCGCGUAUGUUGGCGCUUUUCUAAUCUCAACAUUUCUCUUCGCCCGAGCGGUAUACUACUUCCGCCUUAAAGUUAGUGCCAUAGAUGGCCCCAUGUAAAAUAUUUAAUCAUUAUUUUUUAUCAUUCCUUUUUUGAUAUUACAACAAAAACAAAAAUCCGAAAUUCGAACAAAACAAUAAGCAGCAAGAGUUGUUAAAAAGAAA